This is a messenger RNA of Pan troglodytes (chimpanzee), 13282 nucleotides long. RefSeq names its product chromosome 10 C10orf113 homolog (gene C10H10orf113). Lineage: Eukaryota; Metazoa; Chordata; Mammalia; Primates; Hominidae. The transcript is spliced from 3 exons. The coding region runs from base 6600 to 7067 and encodes 155 amino acids. The record is from RefSeq and is a predicted model, not a curated record.
CAGGUGUAGUGGUGGGCGCCUGUAAUCCCAGCUAUUCAGGAGGCUGAGGAGGCUGAGGCAGGAGAAUCACUUGAACCCGGGAGGCGGAGGUUGCAGUGAGCUGAGAUCUCACCAUUGCACUCCAGCCUGGACGACAGAGCAAAACUCCAUCUUAAAAAAAAUAAUAAUUUAUAAUACAAAGCCCUUUGCAGCCUUGCUGUAUAGCAUGGGCAUUAAGAGCCAGACUUAUUUCUUUUUGAGCUCUAGAUCCACAUGGGGAAUCACUUCAUCUCUCCAACCUCAAUUUCAUUAUCUGUGAAAUGGGAGAUAAUAUUGAAUAAUAGCAUCUACUACCAAGAGUUGUUGAGAGGUUUACAUGAGAUAAUGCAUAUAAAGUGCCUGACCCAUAAAUAUUACCUAUUUUCACGGUCAUUGCACAUUUGUGAGCUAGAAGGCUCGUGAUGUGGGGUGGACAAUUUUGGCCUAGGAGACUGGAGUUUCUCAGCCAGAUAAAAUCCACCAAGUCUGAAAAGGGAGGUUGAGACCAAGGAGACCAAGACUUUGGUUCUAAGUACAUAAGGUGGUGCUGGUUUUCUGUGGGGUUAUUCUAUUAUUUAUGUUGCUACAAACAAGGAAAUUGAUGUACAAUUGUUUUUUUCAAGGUCACUCUUCACUUUAGAAGAAUAAAGAAGGAAAAUACUGCAGUCAUUGGAUUUCUGGACUACAGCUUGACUCAUUAGUCUUUCUUUUCUCUCCAAACAGAAAGUUAAAUUAUUGUUCUGAGGUUCUUAAAUUCAGAGUGGAGUUUGUGCUUGAACCAAGUAUAAUAUUACUUGAUGUGCAAUUGGGCAGAAUAGUUAGAAGUUUGGAUGAAAUUUUAUCCUCUUCCUGUUUCUUUUUGGCUUUUGUUGCUCUGGAUUUUUUUUUUUCUUUUUUCUUGGACAGGGUCUUGCUCUGUUUCCUAGGCUGGAGUGCAGUAGCAUAAUCAUAGCUCACUGUAACCUUGAACUUCUGGGCUCAGGUGAUCCUCCCACUUCAGUGUCCCGCGGAUUUAUGUUGAGGUUUGUCAAUGUUGGAUACUAUUGUCCUUGUAGCCUGUGAUGUGAGAAAUAGCCCAGGGGCAUUGUAUAACUUUGGGAAAUGGAGGUGGGGAGAUGCUCAUUGGAUGCCUUUGGAAUUCUUGGGACUAACGGAUUUAAAAUAUUACACUGGUGUCACUGUCCUUGGGGUCCAAUCUAUGAGAUUCGUUGAUGAUCAUUGGAAGUCAAGGGGUGGCCAGACAGAUGAGCCCGAAAGAGAAUCCAUCAUGGAUUGAGCUGUGUUGGGUGGAAGUAAGAUCAGACUUGACUCCGCCUGCAUUCCUCACAGGCCCUGGACGGCUUGCCUUCUCUGUCCCAUUUCUGGAUAGCGGAAAUGCACUCACUUCUCCAUUUAUUAUUCAGUAAUGAUGUAAUUCAUUUGUUCAUUUACUUAAUAUUGAAAGAGGCUGUCCUAUGAACCAGGCGCUGUUCUAAGUACUUGGAAUGUGGCAGUGAGCAAAGUAGAGGAAAAUUCCUGCCCUCGUGGAGCUUCUUAGUGGAAAGAGGCAGACAAAACCCAAAACCAAACAAUCAGUAAAAUAUUAGAAACGGAUAUGUUCUAUAGAGAAAAAUCGAGCAGGGGAAGAGAUAAGUUUCACUAGGUUGGGCAGGGGGUUGGAGGAGAGUUUGCAAUUUUGCAUAAGUUGGUCAGGGAAGUCUAGUUUUCACAUUGGAGCAAAACCUGGUAUAGGCAAGGGAAUAGCAAGGGCACGGAGUGAACCUGGGGCAUGUGGGAAAAGCAAUCCAGGCAGGAAGACUGUGUGGAAGGGAGGAAGGGGCCUGGGGACGGUGGGGACCCUACAAGGCCUGUAAACCAUUACAGGUACUGCAGAAUCUGGGCAGCUCUGACUAAGGGGGGCAGUUGCUGGGGUGUUGAGCAGAGGAGUGACGUGAUGUGUGAUUUAGGUUUUAAGUUUUUUUCACUUUGGCUGGCUGUAAAAAUAAAGUACUAAUGGGCUAGAAAAGGACUUUUGUGUGUGUGCGCUCGUGCUAAAGGGACAGUCACAUAUUUACUGUAAUGAUAUCCCAUUGCGUGUAAACAAGAGUGCAUUUUGUCAUUAAAAUGAACCAAGAGUUAUCAUGAAGCCAUGGUCCUUGAGGGAGUUGGACCCCCUGGAAGUUUCACCACAUGAGUGAUGACGCAGGAGGAUUCUGUCAUCAUCAGUGACAAAGUCAUGACCGUUGACUGAAGCAGGGUGAAUUACAUGGUGUGCGUUGCUAUAUGUGCAAAGACAUAUCUUUUGUUUCCUGAAUAUAAUUUUGGCCUAGAUUGCUUUAGAUGGAACUUGGAAAAAUCCUGCAGAAGAAUUGAGUCUUGUUUCUCCAAAAAUGACUUCAGUUCCUUUCUUUGCUCUCUCUCCUUUCAUCCUUCCCAUCUCUGCCUUUCAGUGAUGCUCAGAGGUCAGGGAAUUGCCCUAACAGUCUGUAUAUUUCUGAGUGGUGGUCAUUAAUUUUCCUUGGCUUGGCUGAGGAAACAUUCCUCUCACCUCUUUUGAGCAUCGAGCACCACCUUGGUGUGAAUGAGUUUUGACAACGGAACCUUGUUCUUCAGCCAGGGUUGAAGAGGUUGGUGAAAUUCCACUUCCUAUUAAUUUUCUUGUAUAAUUUGGACACCUAGGAAAACAUCUGAAGAAAGUUUUCAUUUUGUGAGCUCAUAAUAAAUGCCAUAACAUGGUGUCUCCAGGCUGUUGGCUUCGGGUGUGACUUUUGUACAGAAGGUGUGCAAAGAAUGAUUACUAUAAAGAUUAAUUAGGAACAUGUAAUGAUUCUGUCUUUUAAACUUUUGAAACAUGGAAAUGGAUUUACACAGAUAAUAAUUCUGAAGUUUUCACAUCUCAUUUUUAUAUUUGCCAAACAACCCCACGAGUUUCUUUUCUUGGCAGUGCAAAUGUUUGGAGAUAUAUUGUAUGUUCUUCAGCACAUGUGACUUCAUGUUUUUCUUCACAUAUUGUAGUUGUGCAAGCCCGUGGUUGGAGCCUCACUGGGUAGACUCCCAGCCAUCAUUUCAGCUUUAAUUGGUUGUAAAAUAUUAGCAGGAAGGCAAAGUUAUUUUACACCAAAGUGACUUUUUUGGGAAGUAGCAAAUUAAAUUUUAUGGUAGCAGCUGUUCUGAGCAGAAUUUGUCGGAAAGUUGAUGAGAAGCGAAAGCUUCCAACAGUUCGAUAUAAAUCCUUAGUUUAAAAAAGAUGCAAGCCGCACAUAAAUGAGGCUAUGGAAGUAGAGAAAAAUAUUUUUGGCCCAUAUUUUAUUUAUUUAUUUUGUAAAUAAUUUAAAAGUGAGGCCUUCGUUAUUUCAUACUUCAGUCUUAGUCUUUCAAAAAUAAUCGUUGCUCUGAUUUUGCAAUGGGAGCCUUUAUUUAGUUUAGAAGUCAAUAAUAAUAAUAUGCUAAAAAAGGAACAUAACUUAAGUAGAGAACCUCCCUAAGGGGAGAGUUCUGAGUGGAAAAAACACAAACUGUUUUUCCUCUGCUUUUACCCCACAGCAAUCAACACAGAAGAAUUCUGUGACCAGAUGUGUGAGGGAUUUUCCCACACAUACCAAGCAAGUGAUCAGUUCUGCAGUGGACAUCAGCUGGGUGUCCUCUAAUUCAAUUCCAACCCUAUCUACCUGGAGAUAGCACCAGAUCCCACAGGUUGAGGGCUCAGUCCUACAAGACCGCCCCCGUCACCCACUUCCAAUGCCAAUCGCAAGCUCCAGUUGGCUUUAUCUGGCUUGUGACCAGCGGGCUAUUAAUCAGGGUUCCCACAACUCUCUCCUUGGGUUCUGUUAAUUUGCUAGAGUGGCUCACAGAACUCAGGGAGACCCUUACUUAUGUUUACUGGUUUAUUAGAAAGACUUACAGGUCGGGCGCGAUGGCUCAUGCCUAUAAUCCCAGCACUUUGGGAAGCCAAGACAGGCGGAUCACUUGAGGUCUGGAGUUUGAGACAAGCCUGGCCAACAUGGUGAAACCCCGUAUCUACUAAAAAUAUAAAAAUUAUCUUGGUGUGGUGGCAGGCACCUGUAGUCCCAGCUACUCAGGAGGCUGAGGUGAGAGAAUCGCUUGAACCCAGGAGGCGGAGGUUGCAGUGAGCUGAGAUUGCACCACUGUACUCCAGCUUGGGUGACAGAGACAGACUCUGUCUCAAAAAGAAAAAAAAAGAAAGACUAUUGCAAAGGAUACUGAUGAGGAGGUGCGUAAGGUGAGGAAGGGUUACAGAACUUCCAUGCCCUCCCCUGCUGCACCCCCUCCAGGAACAGCUGUCCAGAAGUUCUCACUACCGUGUUCUCUUGGGCCUUUUUGGGACGCUUCACCGGAUAGGUGUGAUUGAAGCGUGGACACCCAUGGAGAAAUGUGAUUAGACACAGAGGGAAUGAUCUAAUCCUAACAGACGAGUGGGGAAAUCCAGCCAGUCCCGUCCUUUCAGGUUCUUCUUGGGCUCUCUGUGCAGGAUUCCUUCCUCCUGGGUAUGGGGCAGGACCCCUUCUGAAAUGGGGGUCUUGUGACCCACAAUCAGACAAUGGACAUCAGAGAAUUUCUUUAUGGAAAGGUAGGGGAAGGUGAGAGCAUAUUUUGUUUCUAUGGCCUGUCUUGGGGAGAAAAAGGAGCAGACAAAAGGAGGGCAGGGGCCGGGCGUGGUGGCUCACACCUGUAAUCCCAGCACUUUGGGAGGCUGAGGCGGGUGCAUCACUUGAGGUCAGGAGAUUGAGACCAUCCUGGCCAACAUGGUGAAACCCUGUCUCUACUACAAAUACAAAAAUUAGCUGGGUGUGGUGGCAUGUGCCUGUAGUCUCAGCUACUCGGGAGGCUGAGGCAGGCCAAUCGCUUCCAUGCAGGAGGUGGAAGUUGCAGUGAGCUGAGAUCACGCCACUGCACUCCAGCCCGGCAACAGAGUGAGACUCUGUCUAAAAAACAAAAACAAAAACAAAACAACAACAACAACAAAAAAGGAGGGCAGGAUAAAACUCUGCCUGAGAGGUUCUGUUUUCUGAGGCCUAAAGAAUCCCAACAUUCUACCACAGGGCUGUCUUUCACCUUCAUCACCGAUGCUAUUCCAAAGCUGCUUUGGGAACCACGGACCAAAGUCCACAUACUUUAACAGAAGAGAUACGUAUUGUUUCAGUCACUUAGGAAAUAACAAGCAUCCUGGGAGUGAUGAGCCAUGAAGGUGGAUGGAAACCAAUGUACAUGUUUCAUAAUAUCACAGGAGUAUACUGGAUAAGUCAUUUGAGAAGAAGCUGGGACAUUUGCACGUGUUAUUCCCUUUCUGGAACUUUCUCCCACCACACAUCUUUGUCUUGUUGAUGACUUUUUGUCCUUUAGGCCUCAACUGUCAACAGGGAUGCCUUUUCUGGUCUGGCUAGUGCUCUCUACUGUAAAUUCUUCUAGCCUUGUGUAGUUCUUCUUAGCACUCAUUUUAUAUUUAUUUGAGUAAUUCUUCAUCCUGUGAACUCCAUAAGAUAAAGAAGAGUUCCGUUAUUUUUUCUGGACAUUAUUGUAUCAUCACUGCCUAAAAACAAUGCUUGGCAUGGUGAUAAGUAUCUGUGAUUGAUAAAUAUUUGUUUCAUGAAGGAACCUGUGAGUGAAUUGAAUUUGGUUGGCGACAGGAAGGCCAGUACAAAGAUUCCGGCCCGCAGCCUCAAGUCCAAAUGCUGAAGGGGCCGGGUAGCUAAGGUAAAUGGGUGAAGCAGACUGUGAGGAAUAUGAGUUGCUCUGGGCAACCAGAUAGAAUGUUCUGGACAGGUGCUCGCUUGGUGGAUGUUCUCUUGUUCCUUCCGUGGAGGCGGAUUCUUCUUACUCAGGGAUGUAGGCUUGAACCGUGGUAAAUAUCAAAGACUCCCUGGGAAGAUAGGACUUAUGGAGUAGAGAAGACUGAGGAAACUUACACUACUCUUCAUUGAAGUCUUUCUGGAAUCCACAGCAAUGGUGACUGAAAGAGGAAAUCAUGAGAUUUUAUUAACAGGUGCUGAAGAAAUAUUAUUGGAAAGAUGGAGGCAAAGCUUUCCUUGGUUUUUGCUUCUGACUUGAAGAGUCACUAGAAGCCUCAGGCCCUUCAGAAAUCUUGAGUGGGAAGAAGCGUUAUGGCAGGCAGGAUCUUGUGGACCCGUGGAAAUCAAGAAGCCAUUGAUUUUCUGUGCAGAAUUCUGCAUUGACUAAAACCCUAAGGCCUAUCUCCCAGAGCUUCGACAGCUGUUUAGUCAGAUAAUUGUGUCCGAAUUGAUUAUGAAAAUAAUAGACCAGCCAUAAAGCAGCAUAAAAUAUUAUGAAACUAUUCCAGAAGUUCAGUAAUAUCUUUGGGACCUGCUCAUAGCCCAAGUUUUGUGAAUACUUCUUUUGUUAAAAAAAUUUUUUACUUUACCAGCGCAUUGCAAUUCUUUUCCAUCAGUGAAUUUCAUUCUGCAGACUUUUCAGAGCAUCUCAUAAUCAGUCAACAAAUCUAUUUCAAAUGUGUUUGUUACUAAGCAACGGUUGCUAAGAGCUUCUGUAAUUAAGAUGAAAGUUCCAAGGUAACAAUGCCCAAACACAGCACCAUUUUCACCAUUUUCUGAUAAUGCGGGAGUAGGAUGGCUAAAAGUGAAAGAAGAAUCUACUCUAUGGAAAGCAUGGCACCUGAAAUUUCUGAAGAUAAUGGCUGUCCUCUAGCUUAUAUGAGAGAGAGUGUUUGUGCUUUACUAAUCAACCAGUCAUUUUUUUCUUGUGUGGCUGAAAUGUACAUUCCAGACUUGAACAGGCCUGGUAAGGCAGAACGGAGAGCCGAGAAGGGCCUGAGGCCUCCCAGGAAGCUGGCUGGGGAGACCAGAAGGCUGCAAAGCUGGCCAACGCUUGCCAGGUGGCUGUGGAGAGUCAGCUUCAGUCUCUACAAGCCGCCCAUCCAGGCAGCUCCUGAACCAGAUCCAGGCAACUGGGCCAAGUCCCCAAGGCUGUCUCUGGGACCAGAAGGUAUAACCAAAGGGAAGCAUGGAUUUAAAUUCCAGGGCAUAAAAGAAAAGUUCAACGUAUCUAAGAAGGUGCUGAAAAUGACUUUUUUGUAAAUGUCUGAAGGACACUGUCUUAUACCAAAUCAUAUACAAUAAAAUUUUAAAUGAGCCUGAGUUCUGUUUCCAUCCGUGCCCUGUGGAGCACAUGUGACUUCAAAGGCAGCUCUGUAGGGUGCAGGGAGGAAGGAGUGUGCUUUUAUUUCUCAUUUUGGCACAAAUCCAUCAAACUAUUUUUGAUGGCUGGGAAACAAAACUUACAUUCCCUCUAAAUUCAUUGCGUUUGGCAGAUCCACCUUUGUUUUUCUACAGUGAUGGCUUCCACUUCUUCAACCUUUGCAUUCCUCUUACUUUGAGGCUUUAUUUAGCAGGAAAAAAGGCAAGAAUGAUGCUAGAUUUCAAGGGAAGCCUUAAAUAGCCCAGUUCAUUAAGUAGUCCCCUCCACAACUUCCCAUUUCUUCUCCCCAACCCCUAAUUUAAAACAGUUGUUUGGAAGACUUUUAAACCGGAAACAUCCCUUUCAUAGGAGACUUAUGAUGUAAAAAGGAGCUCGUGGUUUCAUUUCAAUGUGAUGGGACCCCUUGGUGAUGAGCAAAUAUAACUUCAACCUAAUGAAUGUGCCCAGUGGCUGUGUGUGUGUGUGUGUGUGUAUGCACGUGUGCAUGUGUGUGCGUGUGUGUGCCUGUGAGCUUCUAGAGACUCUGGAAUUCCAUUCAUCAUAAGAAUUAGAGAUGUUAGCAUUGCUUUCAGCAAUUCUGUCUCUUCUUUGCCACCAUAGGACUGUUCCUUAUGGCUUGCUUUUGAGAUGUUUCCUUCAUGAUCUGUGUUUGUGCUGCCUUGCCCCGUCACCUCUCAACACUGCACUUCAGUGGAGACUGAUGCAGGCUGUGCUGUUUCUAUUUCUUUUUUAGAGAUGUAGUCUUGCUCUGCUUCACAGUCUGGAGUACAGUCCUGUGAUCAUAACUCACUGCAGCCUCAAACUCCUGGGCUCAAACAUCUUCCUGCCUCAGUCUCCUGAGUAGCUGGGACUACAGGUGCAUGGCACCAUGCCUGGCCAAUUUUUAAAGCGUGUAUUUUUGGUAACAAUGGGGUCUUGCUAUGUUGCCGAGAUUGGUCUCAAACUCCCAGCCUUCAAGCAAUCCUCCCACCUCAGCCUCCCAAAGUGCUGAGAUUCCAGCUAUGACCCACUAUACUCGGCCUUGUUUUAAUUUCUUUUGGACUAUUUAUUUCUGAUCAUUUUUAUUGCUCUUUUCCAAACUCUACAUUCCCCAUCCUCUUUGAAACUUUGAAUCCUGAUGUGGUUGGGUGGUGGGUUCUGCCUAACUUGUUAAAAGUGACCCUAAUGAGCCUGAAGUGGUUGGUUUCAUUGCAUUAGGGUCUUUUGACAGCUCAGGGAGAAACUGCCACUCUGUAAGCAUUUAUCACCUCUACUAGGGAAAAAAGGCCCAGGCCUGAUUAUAAUGGUUCAGCAAGUGGAGGAGAAGAUAUUAUUAGCUUCAAUGUCUUUGGUAUUGGACUUCUUUUCAUUCCUGCAUUAAUAACUCAUAAUUUAUUGAUCUUUUCCCUAAUCUUUGUUAGUGAUGUUGCCUUAAAUUAUAAAGGACAGUAAUACAAUAUGAGUAACAGUUCUAUCAAUAUGCUAAAAGCUUUACCUCCUCCUACUCCUUCCUUUUUAAUCAAAAUAGGACCUUCCCUGAAGGAUUGGGUUAUGAGUACAAUGAAUUUAUGUUGGUCUAGUAGGCAAUAUUAUGAUUUAAAAGCAUUUCUCAAUGGCCAAGUAGAUAAGGAAUUAUAUGAAAUUCUACAAAUACCAAGAGGUAUUUCAGUGGUUUACAAAUAUUGUCUACCUUCUGUAUGCAUAAAAUGUCAUAGAUUGGUGCCAGUGAACACACACACAUAUCUCAGGUGAGGAUUGGCCUCAGAGAACUUACUGGUACAUUCUAGAAGACAAACAUUUAAAAAAAAAAGAACUUACAUGAAAUAUUUACUAAACAACAUAAGAAAACUUCAAUGUUAGAUUGGUUGGAGAUAUACAUAUACAACCAAUUGGAGAUUUUGUAUAUUUAUAUAAUAUAUAUAAUUAUAUAUGUUGAAGAUUUUAUGAAUAUAUUGGUUUGACAUGAUAUAUAUAUAUGUAUUCUGAUGAUACAUGAUCAUCAGAAUUCAGAGAAGGGGAACAAUAGAUUGGAUGAAGUUGAAGAUGCCAAUAUGAAGGGGAAGGAAGAAUUUGGAUAAUUUGGAUACAGGGGAGCAAGGUGGGGAGAAGAAGAGUUCCAGGCAUGGGAAAUAACAUCAGUAAAUUCAAAAAGAAGGACUAAGUGGUGGGGAUUUAUGGAAGGGCAGGACGACUUGAGCUCAGGGCUCUUGUGACAUAAAAGACUUAGUGAGCUUUUUACUGAUAUCUUCAGUGUAUGAAUAAAGUUGAUGAUAAAGAACUUUAAGAAUAUGCAGUUCUCUGUACAGAUAUGAAGUAGCGAUUAUCCUCAAAUUAUAUUGUUGCUAGCUUAAGUAGUUUAGUCUAUUUGCCAAAAUUGAAAGAAAAUUAUGAAAUCACAAGUACUUAUAUUUGCAAAUACACUGGAGUGUCCCAAAGUGACAAAAAGCACAGAUUUGUCUUUGACUUUGUACAGAAUAAGAUCUAGAACAGUGAGAAUCUUGGCACUUGCUGGAUUUUUAAGAGUUGCAUGGAUUUAUUAUAUAGACAUCCUUUGGUAUCAACUUCAAAGGGAUAGUAUAUGUGACUUUCCAGGCCACCUGUAGAAGGCAGUCUUCAUUGUCCAGGGAAAGUGUUAAGCAUUGAUAAAAUCCCACUGAUAUGAGAUAUUUCAAAAAAAUUUCUGGCUUGUUAUUAGAACCAGCCAAAAUGAUUUUAUUGAGUAUCUUCUAUGACCCCAGCAGCCUACAAGAAAAUAUGUGGGACCCCUGAUUCUUGAUCCUACAGAACUUAUUAGGAAGAUGAGAGUAUUCACUGGAGGAAAAUUAGGAAAUAAAGGCAUAUACAAGGAGGGAAUACUUGAAGGGGGUAUAAGUGGAUGUCUUUGCUGCUGUUCUUUCUCUCAUUUCCCUUUUCCUUAGGAAAUUGAUCUGUCAUAUUUUCAACUGCUAUCUCUACUGGUGACUCAAAUAGAUAUCUCUUCUGGAUCCCCUACCCAGACACUGAGCAUUUUUGCACCAUCCUAAACUUCAGAUCUCCAAACCCAAACUCUGUCUCUCCCAACCAGAUUAAGUCUCAUUUUCUGCCUUUUAUAGUACCCUUCUUCUAAUCACCCAGGCUCAAAAUCAUUGACUAUUUCUGCACAUCUGUACAUAUUUAUAUUUAUCACUCGCCAUGGCCACUUAUUCUGGAUUGUGAGUAGAUCAAAAGAAUAGAGAGAUUUUUAAUCAAGUGAGCCUAAAUAUGCAAAGCAAGUAUGGAGGAGAGAAGGAAAUGAAGUGAGACUCUCAGGUCGCUUCCGUGGAAGACACAGAUGGUAGAGUUUUGACUUAGUGGCACUGAGAUAGAUCUGUUUCAGGGCAAGAUAGAACAGUGGGAGAGAUCCUGGCUGGGCGUGGUGGCUCAUGCCUGUAAUUCCAGUACUUUGGGAGGCUGAGGUGGGCGAAUCACCUGAAGUCAGGAGUUUGAGACCAGCCUGGCCAACAUGGUGAAACUCUGUCUCUAUUAAAAAUACAAAAACUAGCCAGGCAUGGUGGUGGGCGCCUGUAAUCCCAGCUAUUCGGUAGGCUGAGGCAGGAUAAUUGCUGGAACCCGGGAGGUGGAGGUUGCAGUGAGCCGAGAUCGCACCACUGCACUCCAGUCUGGGUGAUAGAAAGAGACUGUGUCUCAAAACAACAACAACAACAACAACGACAACAACAACAACAGGAGAAAUCCCCACAUUCCUUGGCCUGAAAAUGUAUUUGUAUGUACAUUACCUGUUAACUUCCUUAAUAUUGGUAUAUCAAAUUUUGAUAGCGUUUUGCUUUCAAAGUUUUAGAAAAGCUUAGUUUUGAAAUGAAUUUGCAACUUUAAAUUUGCAUUUUCUAUCACUUCAUUUUGGUAUCCUGGUGGGUUUACAUGCAAAACACAUCUAUCUCCAGGCUGUCUAAUGUGCUACUGUCAAUUAGUGGAGUUAACUGUCAUGUGUUGUGGGCUGUCUUUCCCCGGUGGCAUUUAAACGGAGAUGUCAUCGCUAUUUCAGAUACUGAAGUUGUGAGCCUAGCAUUGGGUAGGAGAUUGGACUAGCUCUCUACGACUCAUUCUAAGAUUAGGAUUUUCUAACUUGAUAGUGAUUCAUAAGACAAUUAUUUCAUAAUGCAUUUCUACUAUUAUAUAGUGUGCACGUGAUAGGCAUACAUUGAUUUGGACUUUUCCUAUGACAACUUGGAAGGCAGAAAGUUAAGCACUUAAAAAUGAUGUCCAAGGGUGGCAGGGUAUUCAUGAAUUAUACUAUGAUUGUUGAAUUAAGCUAAAAUAAAUAUUAUCUUGAUUUUAUUUGCCAACAUUUUUGGUAGGAUGGAACUCAAGAGGUAGGGACUGAACCUUGGAAGAACGGGGAUUGGCAUGACCGUGGCAUUAAAGUGAUUAAUCCCCUGACAAUUAGCCUAAGUUUAUAAAGUUAUACAGUGUUAAGGGCUCAGGGUGUCUCUCCAUAAGCAAGAUAGAAAGGGUUCGAAAGAAAUACCAUUUCCUUCUUUGAACUGAAGCCAUUUGAGAUAAGGAAUGAAAGAGUAUAAUUUUAAGGCAUUUGGUAGAUACUGUUAAAAAAAGUUUCAGGGUCAAACAUACUUUAGAAUUGUUCUCCUGGGGUUUUCAGUCAGGUCCAAUGUUCCCAGUGUGAUGUUUUCAGAUGCCUCCUCUCUACUCCAGGGAGGAAGUCAGAAGUUAUUGUAUGAAGCCUGAAAAUGUAGUUCCUUUAGAUCCUGUGCCAGUAUCCCAUCAUCAUCUUGGGACAAAGAAUAUGGUAAACAUCCACAGCUUACACAAUAGAAUGGAAUAAUUCCUUUGAACCAGAUUAACCAUAGGGAAAAUGUCUUCAUAUCUUCAUAGCAGCCAAAGCUGUGUUGUGUGUAUUUAGCACUGACUUCAGACCUCACUUGGGCGUGUGUUCUUCCUCAGCAGGGCUUAGUUCUCCACAGGGAACUUCUUCACUCUAACCCUCUUGUAUAGGUGGUCCUGGGUUUUUUUUUUGUUUGUUUGUUUUUGUUUUUGCUGUCAUGAAAUACUUUUGAAGAGUGCCAAUCCCCAAUAAAUAGAGAAGGAUGAUGGGAGAGAGAACCGGUAUUUUAUGACUGCCCUAGUAAUUAAUAAGUGACCUAGGUAAGAAUGGCCAGCAGGUGCUAAAAUCAGUGAGUGAAAGAUUGUUGAAGAAUAGAGUAUUCUCCAAGUAUCAACCCUUGGACUACUUAGUUACAAAGAUGAAAUACACCUUUAUGAUGGGGAAUACUUUAAACCAGUGAUCAAAUUUAAAUAUAUAUAUAUAUAUAUAUUUUUUUUUUUUUUUGAGACACAGUCUCACUCUGUUGCCCAGGCUGGAGUGCAGUUGUGCUAUCACAGCUCACUGUAGCCUUGACCUCCUAGGCUUAGGUAAUCCUUCUAUCUCAGCCUCCUGAGUAGCUGGGGAUAUAGGCACAUGCCAUCAUGCAGGGCUAAUUUUUAAAUUUUUGGUAGAGACAGGGUCUCCCUAUAUUGCCCAGGCCAAGCUGGUUUCGAAUUCUGGUCUCAAGGGAUCCUCCUGCGUCAGCCUCCCAAACUGCUGGGAUUAUAGGUGUAAGCCACUGUGCCUGGCUAAAUUUAAACAAUUUAACAUCAUUACUAGAGUAACAAAUUGACAUCAUUUACCCAUUGACUUAUUCUCUGCCCAUCACUUAGCAUUCCUCUGCACUAUGUUCCACCUGAAUCGAAUCAUGAGGAAACAAUUAGAUAAAUCCUCAAAUGAGGUGUUAUCCUCUUAGGAAAUAUCAGUCAUUAUAGACCAGAAAGGCUGGGGAGCUGUUUAAAGGAGAUUGAAGAGAUAUGACAUCUAAAUGUAGGAUGUGAUCCUGGAUCCCAUCCUGGAUCAGGGAAAUAGCUAUCAAGGACAUUUCUUGGUCCAUUUGGGGAAAUUUGAAAAUGGACUAUAUAAUAGAUAAUGAUAUUGUAUCAAUGGUCAAUUUCCUGAGUGUGAUAAUUAUGCAUAUAUAAGAGAAUGUUUUUGUUUUUGGGAGAUUCAUGUUGAAGCAUUUAUGACUUAAUUGUCAUGAUGCUUGCUACUAACUUUCAAGGAGUUCACAUUUAUACAUGUAAAUUAUCUAAA